CCUCGAGAAAUCAGGUGACCGGAAGUACAAACUUUCAUGCGCACGCAAUCUGUCAGCAUGGAGUCGUCUGACAUGGACGCUCUCAGGGAAGAAAUCCGGAUAAGAGACGCCGAGAUACAGAACCUGAGAGAACAGCUGGCUGCGUGCAACGCGGAUAACAACUGCACAUCAGCACCAAAGCUGCACGAUGUAGAUGAAAAAUUGGUUGAAAUUGUAAAAACUUCUCUUACCAAUGCCGACAUUCUAAGAUAUAGCAGGCAACUUGUUUUACCUGAAUUUGGUGUUAAAGGUCAACUGAAGUUAUCAGGAGCAUCUGUGUUAAUAAUAGGCUGUGGAGGUCUGGGAUGCCCAUUAGCUCAAUAUUUGGCUGCAGCUGGAAUAGGACGAUUGGGAUUGCUGGAUUAUGAUACAGUGGAAAUAAGCAAUCUUCAUAGACAAGUUUUGCAUGGAGAAAAAAGAAAAGGCAUGUCAAAACCUGCAUCUGUUGUGAAAACACUAAGAAAGUUAAAUUCAUCAGUUGAAUAUGUUCCUUAUCAGAUGAUGCUUAACCCUAGGAAUGCCCUGCAGCUUGUUAAGCAAUAUGAUGUGAUAGCAGACUGUUCUGACAAUGUUCCUACCAGGUAUUUAAUCAAUGAUGCUUGUGUGGCAGCUGGAAAACCAUUAGUAUCUGCAAGUGCACUAAGAUGGGAAGGCCAGCUUACAGUGUAUAAUUAUAAUGGAGGGCCAUGUUACAGGUGCUUAUUUCCUGUGCCUCCACCUGCAGAGACUGUAACGAACUGUGCAGAUGGGGGUGUUCUCGGCAUUGUGCCUGGAAUCAUGGGAUGCAUGCAGGCUUUGGAAACAUUUAAGCUAGUGUCUGGAAUGGCCUCAUCUUUUAGUGGUGUUAUGCUUAUGUUUGAUGGUCUAAACGGUCAAUUCCGCAACAUAAGGAUUCGAGGCAAAAAAGCUGACUGUGAAGUUUGUGGCAGUAAUUCGAAAUUACAAAUACUUGAAGACUAUGAAAGUUUCUGUGGUGGUUCUGCUUCAGAUAAGUGCAAAUCUUUACAUUUAUUAUCAAGUGAAGAAAGGAUAACUGUUCAGUUCUAUAAACAAAUGCUUGAUGACAAGGUUCCUCACUUACUCAUUGAUGUCCGACCGCAACCUGAAGUAGACAUAUGUCGCCUGGAGCAUUCUUUUCAUAUACCAUUAAGUCAACUGGAGGAUAGGAAUUUGACCUGGUCCAGUGUUCUAACUGAGAGACUAGCAGAAUUGAACAAGAGCAGUAAUGGUUUAGAUAAUAAAGCGCAUAGCAACGACGCAGGGGACGCCACACCGGAGGCCAGAAGCAGCGUGGACCCAACCCCGGUAACAGUGAUUGUUAUAUGCAAACUUGGAAAUGAUUCUCAAAAGGCUGUGAAGAUACUACAGGAAGUUUUAAGCAGAGUAACAUUUAAAGUUCUAGCUAAAGACAUUAAAGGGGGUUUAAGGGCAUGGUCUAAGAAGAUUGAUCCCACUUUUCCUCAAUAUUAAAGUUUAAUUUCUUGUGGCAGUUACAAUGUUUGUAUACUCUAUUAAUAAAAGCAGUUUCCAGUUUUAUGUGACGAUAAUUUGUUGUAGGCUUGU
Hyla sarda is the source of this 1602-nucleotide messenger RNA. RefSeq names its product molybdenum cofactor synthesis 3 (gene MOCS3). Gene Ontology annotation, biological process: protein urmylation; tRNA wobble position uridine thiolation. The transcript has 14 exons. Gene Ontology annotation, cellular component: cytosol; cytoplasm. The record is from RefSeq and is a predicted model, not a curated record. Lineage: Eukaryota; Metazoa; Chordata; Amphibia; Anura; Hylidae. The coding region runs from base 37 to 1509 and encodes 490 amino acids. Gene Ontology annotation, molecular function: adenylyltransferase activity; URM1 activating enzyme activity; thiosulfate-cyanide sulfurtransferase activity.